Vombatus ursinus (common wombat) is the source of this 1003-nucleotide messenger RNA. It is a transcript of the gene POLR2D, whose product is annotated as RNA polymerase II subunit D. Lineage: Eukaryota; Metazoa; Chordata; Mammalia; Diprotodontia; Vombatidae. Gene Ontology annotation, biological process: transcription initiation at RNA polymerase II promoter; mRNA export from nucleus in response to heat stress; nuclear-transcribed mRNA catabolic process, deadenylation-dependent decay. The transcript is spliced from 4 exons. Gene Ontology annotation, cellular component: RNA polymerase II, core complex; P-body. Gene Ontology annotation, molecular function: translation initiation factor binding; nucleotide binding. The record is from RefSeq and is a predicted model, not a curated record. Bases 12 to 440 code for a protein of 142 amino acids.
GCUGGAGCGUGAUGGCGGCCGGAGGCGGCGACCCUCGCGCCGGCGAUGUGGAGGAAGACGCCUCGCAGCUCGUCUUCCCCAAAGAGUUUGAAACAGCAGAAACUCUUCUAAAUUCCGAAGUCCACAUGCUUCUAGAGCAUCGAAAGCAACAGAAUGAAAGUGCAGAGGAUGAACAAGAACUUUCAGAGGUUUUCAUGAAAACUUUAAAUUACACUGCACGUUUUAGUCGUUUUAAAAACAGGGAAACCAUUGCUAGUGUUCGGAGUUUGUUACUCCAGAAAAAGCUCCAUAAGUUUGAGUUGGCCUGUUUAGCAAACCUUUGUCCUGAGACAGCAGAAGAGGCUAAGGCUCUGAUUCCAAGCCUGGAAGGUCGAUUUGAAGAUGAGGAAUUGCAGCAGAUUCUUGAUGAUAUCCAGACCAAGAGGAGCUUCCAGUAUUAGUACUAGGAACCCAGCCCUUCAGUGAAGAUAGAAGAGGAAAUUUCCCAAAAUUCCUCUGCAGUUGAGGAGAACUUGGACUCCCUUCAGAGACCGUGAAGAAAUUUAGUCACAAAAGUAGGUCAGGCCACCUGUGGACAAGGCAAUGCAGUCUUGCAUCAACAAGUAAUUCAAACUUGUGAACAGUUGUGAUUCUGAUUGACUCUUUGAAUAUUUGAGAUGUGGCAAAGGCCAGGAAUGCCAUUGACUCUUAAAGGGGCUUUGGGAUGAUUUCCUUUAAUGAAGGGUUUUCAAAUGAGGUAGUGGACCAGUACCUAGAUGUUUGCAUCAUCCUCUCCAUCUCUUCUCUUAAAGGGAAAUAUUAAGGGUAAAGAGUGAGGUGGGAGAAUUUAGCCAGUAAAUACAUGUGGCAUGUUAUUGACUACCUCAUAUCACUGAUUUUGGCACUUCAUUUAUAUUCACAUUUCUGGUUUGAAUUUCAAGCUAUUGUGAAAUAUUAUUGACCCAAAUUAGAAUAUAUAAAAAUAGCUUGAGUAAAAAAAAAAAAAAGGUGUGUCUCAUAUAAA